This is a messenger RNA of Fusarium vanettenii 77-13-4, 703 nucleotides long. RefSeq lists its product as uncharacterized. The record is from RefSeq and is a predicted model, not a curated record. Gene Ontology annotation, biological process: mRNA splicing, via spliceosome; P-body assembly. Gene Ontology annotation, cellular component: catalytic step 2 spliceosome; Lsm1-7-Pat1 complex; U4/U6 x U5 tri-snRNP complex. Gene Ontology annotation, molecular function: RNA binding. The transcript is spliced from 4 exons. The coding region runs from base 98 to 388 and encodes 96 amino acids. Lineage: Eukaryota; Fungi; Ascomycota; Sordariomycetes; Hypocreales; Nectriaceae.
AAGCGCCUCUCCAACUGUUCAACCCUGGACGACUCGUCUCUCCGAAACCACAUCAACUCAUCAAACGAGACUCAGACGAUAAUAUCCGACAACAAUCAUGGCCGACGUCGGUGAAGAAUCCCACCAUGUGUCGGAGCCCCUCGACCUCGUCAGGCUCCUGCUCAACGAGGUUGUCUUUGUGAAGCUUCGAGGAGACCGAGAACUCAAGGGAAAGCUGCAUGCUUAUGAUAGUCACUGCAACUUGGUGCUGGGAGAGGUUGAGGAGACAAUCUACACUGUUGAUGAGGAUGAUGAGGACGACGAGGUCAAGACUAUUAGCCGGAAAUCUGAAAUGCUCUUUGUGAGAGGUGAUAGUGUGGUCCUCAUUUCACCAGGAGUUCCUUUCUAGACGGAGGCAUAAGAGAUGUAAUUGUGCCUCGCAGACCUCUCAUUAUGCAAACACGGCUCUUGGGGAUGUGUUGCAGCCACCUAGGUUGCGUCAUGCUACGGCUACAUUCAUAGGCCGGGAACGUGGCUGCCCGAGAGCAAGCUGUUCAAAUCAGGACACAGGGGCGAGGCAGUAUAUUGAAGCCCCUUCAAAUAAUGCUCCUAUCUGUGCCUGGAGACGAGAGCCAGACACGGAAGCAUUGUCUCUAGAUAGUCCAUUCCGUUCAACUUGAUAGUCGGGUUGAGCUUGAGAGUACAAAAAUAAAUCAUGAACAGC